AUGGGGCGCUAAUGUCAAUUGUCAGUGUGUGCAGUACUCAGUUGAAGGUAGUAUUUCAUCGGUAUAGGACGUUAUUUGAUUAAGACGUCGAGAUGAAUAUAUUGUUUGGCAAUUGCGUGGGAAGCUGCGAUCAACUGGCGGGUCCGCCGCCAGAUUUUAUUUUGUCGAUGCCCCCGCCUCCGUUGCCCUCGUUCCUAAUAUCGAAGCCCAGGCACAUCGAUGUUCUGCUGCCCUCAAACGAAUCGCAGCCCUGCUUUGCGGCCUUCAUGUGCGGCCAGAGCAGUCAGCACAAUGACAGCGGCAACGAGCUGAUGGAACUGGUGCGAAGCGAUUCCAAGGGUUUGGAGAAUGUUUGGUUCUUUGUGUCCUCGUGCAUUGGCAUCUUCGUGCUCGGCUGCUUCCUGGCGCUCAUCGUCAUCAGAUGCAGAGACACCUUCUUCUCGUACCACGAUGCAAACAUCAAGCAGACGGCCAUCAAUGCACUGGGCGAGGCCACUAAAUCGAAUGCAUUCACUUCUGGCGGCAUUCUCUAUCCGUGCGCCACGGCAAACAGUCGCGAUUUGCUCCAGAGCCAGCUGGUCAACGACAGUCGUCUGCUGUGGGCCACUCUAACGCCUCAUGGCACCCGACAUUUCAUCAUCGAGAACUCGCAGGAUGGGCACUAUGAGUCCGUCGACUAUCGCGGCAAGGCGCACAAUCAAGUCUUCCGCGGUUAUGCAAAGCAAUCGCAGUCUUUCGUUAAGUCCUUUGAUAACAAUGGUUUCGUUGACUACGACUACGAGGAUCCCACUCCGUUGAUGGACUCCUAUCAUGAUGACAUGGACUCGGGCUAUCAAGAGCCACAUGAGGUCACCGGUUCAUUGAAGCGUUCGCCACUUCGCACAUUGGCAUCGGGGUCAGUGUCGGUGUCGGUGUCGGGAUCGGGUUCAUCGCCCACAGCUCCACACGAUUAUAAUGCGAGUGUAUCAGCGAAUCAGGCGAAUCAGGGCAACUCGUUGUCCAUUAGCCGUAAGACAACGUUGUCGCGACGCAUCAGCGAUGCCUCAUCCCAUAAUGGCACCUCGAUGUAAGCUUGAUUAGUCGGUAUAGCAAUCACGUUAUGUAAAUUAAACAUGGAACAGGAAAAUGCAGCCAGUGUACGUCACCAAAACGAGAGAGAGAGAGAGAGAGAGGGAAAGAGAGAGAGAGUGAAAGUUGAGAGGCCUGUCGUCCAAUAAAUACAUCACAAUAAGAGACAAAUGACAAAUUAAAAGUUGGGCUCGGCAUGCCGAACAUUCAAAUACCCUGGCAGAGAGUGCAUUCCUACUAAAGUUGUUCUGAUGCAAUACCUCGAAAUCGAUUCGAGACUGUGUGUGUUCCUAUGACAGCUAUAGCAAUCCGAUCCGACGGAUCCAAAUCGACGGAUCUGCAUAAUAUUACAUUAAGAUAACGUUCGGAACUAAGAGUGUAGAUUACUUAGAUACAGACAGACAAACAUUAUUCUGCUUGGGUAUAAUAAUAAUGGAAUCAAUGAAAACUAACUACAAUAUGCAGUAUUUACGUAAUCUAAGGAAUCUACAUAUAGAACUCGCAUGUUGAAUAAGUCUAGAGUUGUGCUAAUUCUUACUUAACUGCUAAACACUAAUAUUGAAUCGCUAAAUAAUUCCAUAAUCAACACAUACUAUAACUAUAACUAUAACUACAUAUAACAUAACAUAAUAU
Drosophila albomicans is the source of this 1701-nucleotide messenger RNA. RefSeq lists its product as uncharacterized. The transcript is spliced from 4 exons. NCBI's taxonomy places the organism in Eukaryota, Metazoa, Arthropoda, Insecta, Diptera, Drosophilidae. Bases 93 to 1070 code for a protein of 325 amino acids. The record is from RefSeq and is a predicted model, not a curated record.